Molecule: messenger RNA, 1988 nt
Organism: Mytilus californianus (California mussel)
Lineage: Eukaryota; Metazoa; Mollusca; Bivalvia; Mytilida; Mytilidae
Product: calcitonin gene-related peptide type 1 receptor-like
Exons: 13
Coding region: 204-1859 (551 amino acids)
Biological process (GO): cell surface receptor signaling pathway; adenylate cyclase-modulating G protein-coupled receptor signaling pathway
Cellular component (GO): plasma membrane
Molecular function (GO): G protein-coupled peptide receptor activity
Source: RefSeq, a predicted model, not a curated record
CCUAUACAAAGCUUAAUCGCUAACUGGAAAAGUUUCUUUUGAUGAUUUUAUAGUUUCAUGAACAUGCUAUAAAGUGAUUGAUAAAUUCGACACUGUGAUUUCUAUUUCUGUUGCUUCAUUUACUUGUUGGAUAGCUGCGUUGUAUGAACUAACUGAACUGUACACAGAGUCAAGACGUUGACAAUUUCAAUGGACAGCAGACCAUGAUUAAAAACAGAAUAGUAAACAGUUUUUUCCUGUGCUGGUACUUUUCUCAGGUAACUGUAGUUUCUUCUACGCUUGAACGCAAAUGUCAUUCAAGACUGGGAUUCCACAAUUCUCAUGUGUUUGAACUUUUCUCUUGUGCAUGGUGUUAUGAAUAUUUGUUUACCAUCAAACCUCAACGACAGUUGUUUGCUUCAGAUCGAGUUCCCGUUUUGUAUAACCCCUCAAAGAAGCUUCUUAUUUCACCAGAUAUCAAUAAUAAGACAAUUAUAAAUGAAGUGUGUUCCACUCUAGACAAUGAUGAAUGUCAUCGAUGGAAAUCAUGUUGUGUUGCUGCCAAUAAUUGUUGUAAAAGACAGUUAUCUAUACCUAUUGGAGAUGUAAAUGAAACAUGCGGUCGGACAUGGGAUGGAUGGGGAUGUUGGGACGACACAGAAAAAGAGAAACGAGUGUAUCUGUCAUGUCCACUUUAUUUGCAAUAUUCACUUCCUAUACGACAGGCAGUGAAAACUUGCCAGCAUAAUGCAAGUUGGGAAAUACGAGAUGGUCGAGAAUGGACAAAUUAUCAGCCAUGUUUAACGGUUGAUGAUUUGAAAACUUCCAUAUUUGUUGGACUUGGCUGCAGUAUAUCUAGUAUACUUGUGCUGUUUCCGUCUAUUUUCAUUUUCAUAAGAUAUCAAGGUCUUCGGAAACAGCACAGGGUACGACUGCAUAUUAAUUUAUUCUUAUCAUUACUGCUUAAGGAGAUUGCUGUUGCAUGUUGGGAUAUGUUAGUAACUUACGAGAGAAUUACCAGUAUUGAUACAAGCAGUACAGUACUAGCGGGAAAUGGGGCAGGCUGUAAGAUCCUAUCAUUUGUGAAAAUCUACUUUAAAUGUGCAAGUUUUACUUGGAUGUUUUGUGAAGGCUUGUUUUUGCAUCGACUUAUGAGUGACGCCUUUUCUCCUCCCAGAUCACUUAUACCUUUCUAUGUAGCCGGUUGGACUGUUCCUUUUAUAACAACACUCAUUUAUGCAAUACUGCGUGCUGUUUAUGCAAAUGAAAGUUGUUGGUCAACUAGCUACGGACAUUUUGAAUGGAUAUUUGAUAUACCAAAUCUUAUUUUUCUAGCUGUGAAUCUGAUCUUUCUUUGUAACAUUCUUCGGAUACUGCUCACACAGAUGCAGUCUCACCCCAAUGAACCCAGUAAUUUCAGAAAAGCUUUAAAGGCAAUGUUUGUGUUAAUUCCUUUGUUUGGAAUACAGUUGGUCGUGACUAUAUAUAGAGUACCAAUCACUGAGACAGGCGGUUUACAGUACGAACGAUUUUCUAUUAUCAUUAACAAUCUACAGGGAUUUCUUGUGGCACUGAUAUUUUGUUUCCUAAACAAUGAAGUAUUUUCAUAUCUACGCCGGACAUGGCGCCGACGAAUAAGGGAUCGUGGUAUUUCACAUUCAAGAAGUAAAUUCAACUCUACUUCAGUUAACAUGACACUUACUUCGAGAGCAGAAGGCGACUUUCAAUGUGUUCAUAGAUCACUAUUUGAUAAGGUUGAGGAAAAUGGUGGAGAUCGUAUAAGUCGGGAAGUUAAUGAACAUAUUCCAUGUGUGAAUUUCAAGGAUGACAGUUUAGACAAUUCAUGUAACAGAGUCCUUCUUAGUAACAAUGAUGCUUAAAAUGGUUCAUCGUGAUUUUUUUACUGUAAAUGUUAGUGCCUUUUAUGACUGUUGUUUGUCAAAAAUUCUUAACAUGAUAUUAUCCAAUUUUUACACACAAUAAAUGUUUUAUUAAAUAUAUUUAAUGUA